Messenger RNA from Thlaspi arvense, 918 nucleotides. The record is from the annotation of a GenBank genome assembly. Lineage: Eukaryota; Viridiplantae; Streptophyta; Magnoliopsida; Brassicales; Brassicaceae.
AUGGCGCUAGAACAUGUUUGUGAAAAGACGUUUUGCAGCCAAGAGUUUGAGCUGACGAUCAAUUGGGAUGAUUUAGUUUGUCCCAUCUGUUUGGAUUCCCCUCACAACGGCGUGCUUCUCCAGUGUUCGUCUUACGGAAACGGAUGCCGCGCUUUCGUCUGCAACACAGAUCACCUUCACUCCAACUGUUUGGAUCGGUUCAUCACCGCCUGCGGUACAGAGUCGCCGCCUCCAGCUCCUCCUGAGGAGCCUCGUUCAAAGGUUCUUGAAGAGAAUUGCAAACCGGUGUGUCCACUGUGUAGAGGGGAAGUCACUGGGUGGCUUGUUGUGGAGGAAGCUCGUCUUCGUCUCGAUGAGAAGAAACGCUGCUGUGAGGAAGAACGGUGCAGGUUCAUGGGGAAUUACACCGAGCUUCGCGAACACGCUCAGUCAGAGCAUCCAGAUUCUCGUCCCUCGAAGAUCGACCCGGCGCGGAAGCUCGACUGGGAAAAUUUUCAGCAGUCGUCUGAGAUCAUCGACGUGUUGAGCACAAUUCACUCGGAGGUUCCGAGAGGAGUGGUGUUAGGGGACUAUGUGAUCGAGUAUGGAGAUGAUGACACAGGAGACGAGUUCGAGGAUGUUCACGCUAAUGAAGGAAACUGGUGGACAUCUUGUAUCCUUUAUAAAAUGUUUGACAAUAUAAGGAACGCGAGGAAUCGGAGGAGGAGAUCAAGAAUGAGCGAGAGCAGGAGAGGGAGUCGCCGCUCUAGCUAUGAUAACUCCAACUCCGACGACAGCUCGGUAGCAUCGAUAGAGUUCCCAGAGUAUAGAGUAGAUGAGAUCGAUGAUGAGUUCAUCAGCAGCACAAGUGGAGCCAACAGAAGUAGCUCUAUACAUCAAAGUUUAGGAAGGCGUCGAUCUCGCUUCUAUGAAAAUUAG